AUGUCCAAGGCCCCUAAAAAGUGGACUCCGGAAGAGGAUAGAAUUCUUCUGCAUCAGAUAUCGCUCGCCGCCAGCCAAGGAAAAGCAAAGGACUGGACUGCCAUUGCUGAAGCGCUCCCCGACCGGAGCAACAAGGAUUGCCGGAAGAGAUGGUGCAACCACCUCAUUGGCGGUCUCCGCAAGGGCGCCUGGGAGCCGAGCGAGGAUCAGCGUCUUGCCAUUGGUGUCAAGGAGCAUGGGCAGCAGUGGCCGCUCGUUGCCGAAGAAGUCGGAACUCGCAGCGCAGAUCAAUGCGCGAAAAGAUGGCAUCACUCACUGAACCCGGAUCUGGAUCACAGCAAGUGGACACAAGAAGAGGAGCGAACACUGCUACAUGCUGUCGAAAAACACGGACGCGCGUGGAAGGAAAUCAAGACAAACUACUUCCCGGGAAGAGCAACCAACAACGUGAAGAACCGGUAUGUGACAUUGACCCGAAGACGAGGAUCUCGAGCGGGAUCAGACACCAUCCAGACAUCCCAACGAGCCGGAGAUGGCGAAAGCUCGGACGAUGAAAGCGAGAACUCGUCGGAUGAGCCUGGCGACACGAUCGCGGUUCAGCUACCCCAGGCGGAGGCGAACUCGUCGGUAGCACCCCACGACAUCAUGAAUACCACUGCAACCACUCCCUUCGAUAUUGACAUGUUCGCAACAACCGAUGCGCCCAGCGUGCAGCCGUUUGGUGCCAUAGACGUGCCCAUGACAUCAGGAGAUGCAUUCAUGUCCAUGACAGCCAUGGAUUUCGAUAUUCCAAUGGAUAUCCCCGGACUGGAUGAUUCCUCAGAUCUGACAACCACAAGCAGUUCUGCGAUUCACAAUGGCGAUUUGCCUGAUCCAUCCUCGGUAUUUCAAUUUGAUCCAGAGCGCGAUCCACAGGGCCUUCGCCUCGAUAUGACCUUUGAUCCGCAGCCGUCACACCAAUUCGUUUUGUCUAUCGAGAACCCGUCAAUGGAGACGGUCACAGGCGUCAUGGGAGUGCUCGUGCAUUCGAAGACAAAGUUCCGCAUUGAGAUGAAGUAG
Messenger RNA from Lasiodiplodia theobromae, 1059 nucleotides. Its product is annotated as SANT domain DNA binding protein. The record is from RefSeq and is a predicted model, not a curated record. The transcript is spliced from 6 exons. Gene Ontology annotation, cellular component: nucleus. Bases 1 to 1059 code for a protein of 352 amino acids. NCBI's taxonomy places the organism in Eukaryota, Fungi, Ascomycota, Dothideomycetes, Botryosphaeriales, Botryosphaeriaceae. Gene Ontology annotation, biological process: regulation of DNA-templated transcription. Gene Ontology annotation, molecular function: DNA-binding transcription factor activity, RNA polymerase II-specific; RNA polymerase II cis-regulatory region sequence-specific DNA binding.